AUGGAAGAACAGUUGCGUGAAGUGAUUCUUGAAUCAGUGCCUCCAAAACGAACGGGGGAGGUGGUACACUACAUUACACAUCAACCGGUGAUUCGAGAAGAUUCGGAGUCAACUAAAUUCAGAAUCGUGUAUGACUGUUCUGCAAAAGCUGAUCCUCAAUUACCAUCCCUGAACGAUUGCCUCGAGAAAGGACCGUCCUUACAGCCACUGUUGUUCGACAUCCUCUUCAGAAAUCGACUCAGAAUUACUUGCAUCACGGGUGACUUAAAGAAAGCCUUUCUACAAGUACGAGUCAACCAGGAACACCGUGACGCACAGAAAAUGUUGUGGUACAACAACGUGGAAGAGAGAAAAUCGUCGAAUACCGGUUUACAAGAGUGAUUUUUGGAGCUGCACCAAGUCCUUAUAUCUUGGGGGCAACCUUACAAAAGCACGUGAAACAGUUUCAAGACGAAUAUCCAGAGACAACAAAAGCCUUACUAGAACACCUACGUGGACGACGUACAAAGCGGAGGAGAUUCGAUCAGUGAACUUGAAACGUUUAAAAAACAAGCCACGACGAGGUGGAUUCACUCUACAUAAGUGGCACAGAAACGUUGAGGAGUUGGAGUCCAUUUCAAACGAGACUGCGAAAGGUGAUCAAGAUGCCAACACGAAAGCUUACAGUGAGUCAACGACAAAGAUCCUCGGUGUUCCUUGGGAGAAGAAAACGGACGUUGUUCGAGUUAAUCUUGAAGCUUGUCAACUCACAGUUUCACCAUUGACUAAACGUAUUGUCAGCGAUAAACGGUGUAUACGAUCUGCUUGGGUGGGCUUCGCCGGUGAUGAUUACUGGGAAGAUCUUGUUCAGUGA
Molecule: messenger RNA, 853 nt
Organism: Paramuricea clavata
Lineage: Eukaryota; Metazoa; Cnidaria; Anthozoa; Malacalcyonacea; Plexauridae
Source: the annotation of a GenBank genome assembly